This is a messenger RNA of Amphibalanus amphitrite, 2687 nucleotides long. RefSeq names its product probable ATP-dependent RNA helicase DDX10. The record is from RefSeq and is a predicted model, not a curated record. Bases 82 to 2517 code for a protein of 811 amino acids. Gene Ontology annotation, cellular component: nucleus. Gene Ontology annotation, biological process: rRNA processing. Gene Ontology annotation, molecular function: ATP binding; nucleic acid binding; RNA helicase activity. Lineage: Eukaryota; Metazoa; Arthropoda; Thecostraca; Balanomorpha; Balanidae. The transcript is spliced from 16 exons.
AGUGAAUUGCAGAGCUGCACAAGAAGGGUGGCUUGUGUCGAUAUUAGUUCUUAGAUACUGAAUAAAGAUACUGAACCAAUUAUGAAGAACAAGGAAGCAUCCAAGAAGUCAAAAGGAAAAGGGAAAAAGAAAAACAACUCUGAACUAGAAGAAAUAAAGGCACUUGAGGAACAGUAUGAAUCAAUCAGUGCGGACGUGUCCUCGUUUGACGAGCUGCCGCUGUCUGAGCGCACGCGGCAGGGCCUGCGGGACCACCAGUUCACCACGCCGACGGACAUCCAGCGGGAGGCGGUCCGGCUGGCGCUGCAGGGCCACGACGUCCUGGGCGCCGCCAAGACCGGCUCCGGGAAAACGCUGGCCUUCCUCAUACCGAUGCUGGAGCUGCUGUACCGGCGCCGCUGGACGCGCGUGGACGGCCUGGGGGCGCUCAUCAUCACACCGACCCGGGAGCUGGCCUACCAGAUAUUCGCCGUCCUCGGCAACAUCGGUCAGCAGCACGACUUCUCGGCGGGACUCAUCAUAGGCGGCAAGGAUCUGAAGUUUGAGCGUAAGCGGAUGGACCAGGUGAACAUCAUAGUCUGCACGCCGGGCCGACUGCUGCAGCAUAUGGACGAGAACCCGCUCUUCAGCGCCGACAGCCUCCAGAUGCUGAUUCUGGACGAGGCGGACCGGUGUCUGGACAUGGGGUUCGCCAAGGCGAUGAACGCCAUCAUCGGCAACCUGCCCACCGAACGGCAGACGCUCCUCUUCUCCGCCACGCAGACCAAGUCAGUGCGGGACCUGUGCCGCCUCAGUCUGAAGGAGCCCGUCUACGUGUCCGUCCAUGAGAAGGCCAAGCACAGCACCCCCUCCGGUCUGGCGCAGAGCUACAUCGUGUGCGAGCAGCACGAGAAGCUGGACACCUUCUGGUCGUUCCUGCGCCACCACAAGCGACACAAGAUCCUCUGCUUCAUGCAGACCUGCAAACAGGUGAAGUACAUGUACGAGGUGUUCUGUCGCCUGCGGCCCGGUAUCACUGUGAUGGCUCUGUACGGAACGCUGCACCAGCUGCGCAGAAUGGCCAUCUACGACGACUUUUGUCGGAAACAGCGAGCCGUCCUCUUCGCCACAGACAUCGCAGCCAGGGGCCUCGACUUCCCUGCGGUGCACUGGGUGGUGCAGCUCGACUGUCCGGAGGACGCCAACACCUACAUCCACCGCGCCGGGCGGACAGCCAGGUUCCAGAAGGGCGGCGAGACGCUGCUCGUGCUCACUCCCAGGGAGGAGGAGGGUAUGGUCAGCCAGCUGCAGCAGAGAAAGAUUCCCAUCGAGAAAAUCGAGGUGAACAAGAUGAAGACGGCCACAGUGCAGCGGAAGGUGGAGGCGCUGCUGGCCCGGGAUGUCAACCUUAAGGAGUCUGCCAAGCGCGCCUUCAAGUCCUACUUCAAGUCCACCUUCCUGAUGAAGAACAAGGAGGUGUUUGACGUCACCAGCGUGGACACGGAGGCCUAUGCCAGGUCUCUGGGUCUGGCCGUGGCGCCCAGGAUCCGGUUCAUGAAGAAGCAGCAGCAGCAGCAGCAGGCGGCGGCGGCGGCGGCGGCGGCGGCGUCCAAGCCAGUGAAGACGGAGGCGUCCACCUCUGCCGCUGCCAGUGGCUCGGCGGAGGAGCAGGACAGCGGCAUUGACGAGAGCAGACAGACGGCCGACGGCAAACCGUACAAGCCGCUCUUCAGGACCGCCUACAGCUUCCACGACGAUGACGGUGACGGCGACUCGGAUGACGGCCUUCUGAAGGUGAAGCGCGUGGACCACUCGAUCGGCACCGACCCCGUGGUGGAGGAGGAGCUCAGGAAGCGCGAGGAGCGCCGCGCCUCCAAGAAGGUCACCAAGGCCGCCGCCGCUCACCGCAUGCUCAAAAAGAGCAUCCUGCCCAACAAGAAAAUGACCUUCAACGAGGAGGGCGAGGCGGUGCUGGACCACACGCGCCAGCAGGUGUCGGAGCUGGCGCAGAAGUACCAGCAGGAGGGUGGCAGCGGCAUCGACAUCGACACGGUCCGGCAGAUCCUCAAAGAAGAGGACCGCAUCGACCGGCAGAUCUUCAAACAGAAGAUCCAGGCCAAGCACAAAGAGAAGAAGCGGAAGCAGAAGCCGGAGCCGGAGCCGGACGAGGGCGGCUCCGAUGACGGCGGCGGCGUCCGGCUGGCCUCCCCGCCGCCCGACGAUGACGCCUCGAUGGCGGACGAUGACGCCGCGUCACCGGCGGCCAGCGAUGACGAGGAGGCGGCAGAUUACCGCGGCCCGGCGCUGGUGGAGUCGGACAGUGACGAGGGCGGGCCCAGAGGCCUGGCGCCCGCCUCCUCAGACGAGAGCGACGAGGAACCGGCGGUCAGACCGGCGGCGAAGCGGAAGGCUAAGCAGUCGGCCUCCCCCUCCAAGCGGAGUCGGCGGCGGCAGGCCGACUCUGACGACGACCUUAUCGAGACGGGCGGCACGGUGGCAGAUGAUGAGGCACUGGCGCUCCACCUGCUGACCGGCUGACAGGCCGCGCCGCUCCAGUAGGUGUACGGGGUCGGGCCAAUGACACCCCACCCUGUCAACUCUGGGUGGUACGGUGCGGUCUGAAUCGGGGACUGGAGCAUUGUGAUGCAUUGUUUUGAAUCUGUUUUGCAACUGCCGAUGUGUCGAAUAUAUAGGUCUAUGCGAAUUUA